GUGACACUACCACUACAUCAAGUGGAUUCCUAUAACUCACACUCAAGACUAAGUAACCCACUUGAGAUCCUCUGUAAUUAACCCUUGAUUUUGUGCCUAUAUAUAGACCAUUUCUCCACCAAAAUAUCCACAACCAAACACUAACAAGUUUCACACACAAACACACACAUUGAUCCGAAAAUGAUGACGUGGAGAGGCAUAUCUUCAGUUGUAGUAAUAUUGUUGGUGGCAGUUAUGGAGUCCGGUUGCGAAAGCAGAGGUGUGGGCGGGUCCAGGAGCACCGAGUUCAUCCGAACAUCCUGCUCCACCACCUCCUACCCCAAGCUCUGCUACUCCUCCCUCUCCACCCACGCCACCGCCAUCCAGCAAAACCCCAAGCUCCUCGCCAACGCCGCCCUCUCCGUCAGCCUCCACACCGCCCUCUCCACCUCCGCCGACAUGCUCAAGCUCUCCCACGCCGCCGGCAUGACGCCCCGAGAGGUCGGCGCCAUGCGGGACUGCGUGGAGGAGCUCGCCGACUCGGUCGACCAGCUCAGAAAAUCCAUGGCCGAGAUGAACCAGAUCAAGGCCUCCAACUUCCCGUCCAUUAUGAGCGACGUUCAGACAUGGGUCAGCGCCGCCUUGACGGACGAGUCCACCUGCAUGGACGGCUUCGCCGGGAAGCUUAUGGCCGGCGGCGUCAAGACGGCGGUUCGAGGGAAGAUUGAAAAUGUGGCGCAUAUGACCAGCAACGCCUUAUCUCUCAUCAAUGCCUAUGCUACUCUUCGUGCUUGAUUAAUGUUCUACCUAUACUUUAAUUUGUUUCAAAACGUAUGCUAGUGCUAGAUAUUAUGUUUUAUUGUUGUCUACUGCGCGCAUGCACUUUUUUGAGUAAGUAUAAGUGUAUAAAUUGGUAAUAUAUGUACGAUUUGAUUGCUUAGAAGUUAAUGGAUUCUAGUUAAUUACAUCAAUGAAAAUUAAAGUUAGUUUUUGGUA
Salvia miltiorrhiza (redroot sage) is the source of this 975-nucleotide messenger RNA. Its product is annotated as 21 kDa protein-like. The transcript has a single exon. Gene Ontology annotation, molecular function: enzyme inhibitor activity. The record is from RefSeq and is a predicted model, not a curated record. Lineage: Eukaryota; Viridiplantae; Streptophyta; Magnoliopsida; Lamiales; Lamiaceae. Gene Ontology annotation, biological process: negative regulation of catalytic activity. The coding region runs from base 181 to 774 and encodes 197 amino acids.